This is a messenger RNA of Ilex paraguariensis (yerba mate), 1709 nucleotides long. The record is from the annotation of a GenBank genome assembly. Lineage: Eukaryota; Viridiplantae; Streptophyta; Magnoliopsida; Aquifoliales; Aquifoliaceae.
CCUUGAUUUUUCUCGGAAAUCAAAGUCCGAUUCCCGACAAAAAGCAAAGAGAAGAGAGAGAAAAUGAAUUCUCGGGAAUUGUCAGCUUUACUCUCUACGCUAAUCUCUGAACUUCUUCUCAUUCUUCUUCUUUUUCCUUCCUCAAAUCCCUUUUCCAUCGCUGAUUCCUCUUCCACUUCCACUUCCAGUUUCUGCGGAAACCUUUUCCCACUCAUUCACUGUUUUCUUUCCACCGCAGAAAUCGCCACUACUUUCUCUUUCCUCUCCGUUCCCAGAAAACGGAAGCGUACCCAUUUCUCAGAAUCCGAUUCCACCGACGAAGACAACGGCGCCGGAGCGGGAGUCGAUGAACUCGACCGAGUCCACUCAGUUAUGCCACAAAACCCUGAUUCGUUCAAGUUAUGCUUCAAAAUGACCUCUUCGACCUUCGAGUGGCUCUCUGGUCUUCUGGAACCUCUGCUAGAGUGUCGUGACCCGAUUGACUCGCCCCUCAACCUCUCGGCCGAAACCCGACUCGGUAUUGGCCUUUUCCGACUUGCAACUGGCGCCGAUUUCCCGGAAAUCUCUAGCCGAUUUCAGGUCUCUGAAUCUAUCACUAAAUUCUGUGUUAAGCAAUUGUGCCGUGUACUUUGCACUAAUUUCAGGUUCUGGGUCGGUUUUCCAAGCCCAAACGAGCUGGAAACCGUGUCAACUCAGUUUGAAAACCUCACCGGCAUGCCCAAUUGCUGUGGAAUUAUCGAUUGCGCUAGGUUUAGUGUCAUUAGAUAUGAUGGGUCUAAGUCAAUUUCCGAGGAUAAGUUUCAAGAAGAAAGUAUAGCUGCUCAAAUUAUAGUCGAUUCAUCUUCGAGAAUUCUAAGUAUAAUUGCUGGUUUUCGCGGUGACAAGGGCGAUUCACGGAUUCUGAAGUCAUCUACAUUGUAUAAAGAUAUUCAAGGAGGGAUGGUAUUGAAUUCGGAGCCAAUAUGUGUUGAUGGUGUGGAUAUACCUCAGUAUUUGGUUGGUGAUGGUGGUUACCCUUUACUUCCUUGGUUAGUUGUUCCAUUUGUGGAUCCGAAGGCUGGCUCAUUUGAAGAGAAUUUCAAUAAUGCUCAUCAUUUGAUGCGCCUUCCGGCGAUCAAAACCAUUGCUAGCUUGAAGAAGUGGGGUGUUUUGAGUAGGCCGAUUGAGGUGGAGUUUAAGACUGCAGUGGCUUAUAUUGGUGCCUGUUCUAUACUUCAUAAUGUGCUGCUUAUGAGGGAAGAUUACUCGGCUUUGUGUGAUGAAUUGGGUGAUUAUUCAUUGCAUGAUCAGAACUCUCAGUUUUAUAGGGAUGCUAGUUUGGAAGAGAGUUCUAUUGAGAAGAAGGCGUCCGAAAUAAGAAGUGUUUUGGCCACGAGAGCAAGAGAGUUUGAUACAUCAGAUCAUCCUAUGGACCCAGGUAGUUAGGCUCAAGUGCAACAGCACUAGCGGUUGCUUGUUGAAGAAUCGGAGAUUUGGCAGAAAUCACUUUGCUGCUUAACAAUUUUGAGAUAGGUAACUAAACAUUUUUUGAUGACCUUAAGCAUCUGUAGAUAUUUUCUGGCAAUAAUACAAUUAUGUCAAUGCUUAGUUGUUUGUUUGAUUUUUCGAAGAUUUAUUGAUCUUCUUUUAUGAUUCAAUGGCAGCAUAAGGUUUUUUUUGCUAUCCACAAUGUCAAAAUUACAUGUUUGGGGUUGUCUGAUGUAUGAAGG